Molecule: messenger RNA, 1245 nt
Organism: Quercus lobata
Lineage: Eukaryota; Viridiplantae; Streptophyta; Magnoliopsida; Fagales; Fagaceae
Product: threonine--tRNA ligase, mitochondrial 1-like
Exons: 8
Coding region: 115-900 (261 amino acids)
Biological process (GO): threonyl-tRNA aminoacylation
Cellular component (GO): mitochondrion; chloroplast
Molecular function (GO): threonine-tRNA ligase activity; nucleotide binding
Source: RefSeq, a predicted model, not a curated record
CCCUAGCCUUUUCCCAUCGCACAUCAGACUCAUCUCUCAAGCCCGAUCUUAACCCUCACACUAAAACCUCCAAUCUCCAAACAACGCAAAGGCAAAACCCAAAAACCUCCCCAUAUGCUAUGCGGCUCUAAACUCAGGGCUGCACUUUCCUCUCAUCUCCGCCGCCACUCCUCAGCUUUCUCUCUUCCUCUCCGCCGUUUCUCUUCCACGGUCACCGCCACCAUGGCCUCCAAUAAUCACCCCAAAGACGAAUCCUACCUGAACCAAGUCAUCCCCAAGCGCAUCCAGCUCUUCCAAUCCAUCCAAGCCAAACUCCUCACCGAAUGCCUCUCUCUCUCCUCCGAUCCCAUCAAGAUUACGUUGCCGGAUGGGACUGUGAAGGAAGGGAAGAAGUGGGUGACAUCGCCAUUGGACGUUGCGAGAGAGAUUUCGAAGAGUUUGGCUGCCAACGCUUUGAUUUCUGAGGUCAAUGGGGUUCUCUGGGACAUGUCUAGGCCUUUGGAGUCUGAUUGUGAGCUGAAGCUCUUCACUUUUGAAUCCGACGAAGGCCGCGACACUUUCUGGCACUCCAGCGCUCACAUUCUCGGCCAGUUUUGGAUGCAGUCGCUUGAGCAAGAGUAUGGGUGCAAGUUAUGUAUUGGACCCUGUACUACAAGGGGAGAGGAAAGUGGGUAUUUCCCUCCAUUGGUCUCUCAUUUACAGGUUUCAUCUUUACAAGGGGAACACGGACACACAGGAGGCCUUAGGAGUGAUAGGAAAGAUGCUUGGCAUCCAGCUAUGUUAAGGAAGGACUUCUUCUUGGCCAGCUCAUGGGAAACCGGUUUACAAUCACAUUGCGAUGUGAAGUUAGUGGCCAGGUUAGGAGCAUGCAUUAUUGUGGGUCCCUACGAAUAUAAUUAAAACAAAUUACUUGCUUAAUGGAUGAAAUGAUGUCGGGCAUGAGAGCCAUACAAGAAGCCAUGUUACAAAGCAACGUGCGCAGUUUAAGCAAUUUCUCAGGAUAGCGCUACAUCACAGUGAGGACUCUUCGUGGAUAUUUUAAGAUUGUAUGUUGUAUAACUUUUUGGCUGUAUCAGAAAGAAUAUUGUAAACAUGAUGUCUGAUGCUCGCUACAUCUUUUUUGUGUCAAAUGGACUUUAAACUUUUUCCCUCCAUUUUGCUGCUGUAUUGAACUAUAUAUUCCUUAAAGAUUGAUAAUUUUCCCGUAUUCGUUAGAGAUAUUGAUUUGUGACAGGUUUGAGAAAA